This is a messenger RNA of Cervus elaphus (red deer), 4296 nucleotides long. RefSeq names its product EGF like repeats and discoidin domains 3 (gene EDIL3). The record is from RefSeq and is a predicted model, not a curated record. NCBI's taxonomy places the organism in Eukaryota, Metazoa, Chordata, Mammalia, Artiodactyla, Cervidae. The coding region runs from base 56 to 1498 and encodes 480 amino acids. Gene Ontology annotation, molecular function: calcium ion binding. The transcript has 11 exons.
CACUACCCUCCGCCAAGACCCCUGACCAUCGGGGUCACGUCCGAGAGACGGGAUCAUGAAGCGCUCGGCAGCUGCUUGGCUCCUGCUUGGGCUCAGCCUCAGCGUUCCUCAGUUCUGCAGAGGUAAUAUUUGUGAUCCCAAUCCUUGUGAAAAUGGAGGUAUCUGCUUGUCAGGAUUGUCUGAUGAUUCCUUUUCCUGCAAGUGUCCAGAUGGCUUCACAGGUCCCAACUGUUCUAGUGUUGUGGAGGUUGCAUCAGAUGAAGAAGAGCCAACUUCAGCAGGUCCCUGCACUCCUAAUCCAUGCCAUAAUGGAGGAACCUGCGAAAUAAGUGAAGCAUACCGAGGAGAUACAUUCAUAGGCUAUGUUUGUAAAUGUCCCCGAGGAUUUAAUGGGAUUCACUGUCAGCACAAUAUAAAUGAAUGCGAAGCUGAGCCCUGCAAAAAUGGUGGGAUAUGUACAGACCUUGUUGCUAACUAUUCCUGUGAGUGCCCAGGGGAAUUCAUGGGAAGAAAUUGUCAAUACAAAUGCUCUGGCCCAUUGGGAAUUGAAGGGGGAAUCAUUUCAAAUCAGCAAAUCACAGCUUCAUCUACCCACCGAGCUCUUUUUGGACUCCAGAAAUGGUAUCCCUACUAUGCACGUCUGAAUAAGAAGGGACUUAUAAAUGCCUGGACAGCUGCAGAAAAUGACAGAUGGCCAUGGAUUCAGAUCAAUUUACAAAGAAAAAUGAGAGUUACUGGUGUGAUUACUCAAGGAGCCAAGAGGAUUGGAAGUCCAGAGUAUAUCAAAUCCUACAAAAUAGCCUAUAGUAAUGAUGGAAAGACUUGGACAAUGUACAAAGCGAAAGGCACCAAUGAAGACAUGGUAUUCCAUGGAAAUGUUGAUAACAACACACCCUAUGCUAACUCUUUCACACCCCCCAUAAAAGCUCAAUAUGUGAGGCUCUAUCCCCAAGUUUGUCGGAGGCAUUGCACUUUGAGAAUGGAACUUCUUGGAUGUGAACUGUCAGGCUGUUCUGAGCCUCUGGGGAUGAAAUCAGGACAUAUACAAGACUAUCAGAUCACUGCCUCCAGCAUCUUCAGAACUCUCAAUAUGGACAUGUUCACUUGGGAACCAAGGAAAGCCCGGCUGGACAAGCAGGGCAAAGUGAAUGCCUGGACCUCCGGCCACAAUGACCAAUCACAGUGGUUACAGGUGGACCUUCUAGUCCCCACCAAAGUGACUGGCAUCAUCACACAAGGAGCUAAAGACUUUGGUCACGUGCAGUUUGUAGGCUCCUACAAGCUAGCUUACAGCAAUGAUGGCGAACACUGGACAGUGUACCAGGAUGAAAAACAGAGGAAAGAUAAGGUUUUCCAGGGGAAUUUUGACAAUGAUACUCACAGGAAAAACGUCAUUGAUCCUCCCAUCUAUGCACGGCACAUAAGGAUCCUUCCUUGGUCCUGGUAUGGGAGGAUCACACUGAGGUCGGAGCUGCUGGGCUGCACAGAGGAAGAGUGAAGAGACGUCACAGGCCUCCUCUCUGUUUUCUCCAUGGAAUGAACUCUGCAAAAUCUUUAGGAAACUGAACAGGAUUUUUCAUGAAAAGUGCUCAAAUUACGGUAGGCCACUAACUGUCUUCUUAAGGAGGUCUAAGCCUGCCUUUUCAAUGGUUUAAUUUGAUUUUUAUCGUUUAAAUUCCCUAAGCAACAUCACAUUAACUGUGAAUUAGUUUUUUCAUUGUUUUCUUAUUCAUACUGGUUGAAAUGUAUUAGGCAAAGAAAGUAGCACUCUUGAUAGCAAGGGUAAAACAAUCUUAUAGUUAUCAAAUAAAAGCAAGAGUUGUUAGAGCUUUCACGAUCAAUACUGAACUUAUAAAAAGAAUACUGCAAUGUUAGCAAUAAGUUUUGUCCUUCUGUAAUGAGUCUAUAUUAUCCUAAUUAUUUUCCGGUGCCUACCAAACACUGUCAGUGUUUGUAAUUGAAUUUUGAAGAUGAAUCUGUAACAUGCAGUACUAAUUGAUAUUAUAAUUUUCAUUUGACUUUUAUUUCUAAUCAGAGAUUAUAUGAUCUUACUUUCUGUGCUAUUCUAUAUUCUAUAUAUUAUAUACUGCCUGAAUAAGUUCAUAUUUUUCCCAAUUGACUUUUGUCCUAUUAUUUGUCUAAAAAAGUAUGUUUGUGUAUAUAUAUAUGUGCACAUAUAUACACACACACAUAUACAUGUGAAACAGGAUUGAGUAUCAGUAGAUUGAGCAUAUUUAAUAUCAGUAGAUUAAAUCUGCAAUUCUUUUGUUUUUGAAGGAAGCUAUAACUAUGUAAUCUUCAAAUAUUUCCUUAAUUAAAGGCCCCAGUACUACCAUCUUGCAAAAUAAACAACAAAAUCCCAUUAUGUUUCUUUAAAGCAAAAUUUAAAUCUUUGUUUUGAUGGUAUUUACAAAUAGUCUUAUCUUCACUUUAAAAUAAUAGAAUAAUUAUUUGUCUAUUUAAAAAAAUUUUUAGCAAACAAAUAUUGACAUAGUACUGCAUAACUUGGCCAGGCAUACUCAUCAUGUCUUUGUUCAUCUCUGCAUUUCCUGUGAAACUAGAACUUUAUUGAGGUUUGAAACUGGUGAUGGUUUCUCAGGAAAGCACAGUGUGUAGAUAUUUGUGAGAAGAAAAGUAUUUACUAAUGGCAAAGUAGUCAACCAUUUUCAAGGUAAAAAUUGAUUUCUAUUUAUUUUGCUUCAAAGGUCCUGAAAAAAAUAAGCAAUUAUCAUAACGAUUUGUUAUUGAUAAUGGAGGUUUCAUUGACAUUUUCUCAAAUUAAAUUUCUCACUGCCUCCAUGAAAGUCCUCAGCAUCUUAUUUAUAAGCUUUACCAGUGUUUGUUUUAUUAAGGCUUAGACACAGAAUUAUUGGAGUUUUAAAUUAAGGGUUCUGGAAAAGAAAGUAUGGUAUGUGUACAAAGCUUUGAGGUCCUGUGCAACAUGGUUUUUUUUUUCCUUAUUAUUUGUGCUGCAUAACAAAAGCCACUAGACUGUUACUGUCUUGUCUGUCUAUGUGUUAACAGCAUUUCUUGAUGAUGUAUAUAUAUGGAGUGGUCUUCAAUCAUAGUGAAGAUUUAUAAAGAGAAAGUCAAUCAUAAUGGCAUUUUUAUAAGAGCAAAAUUAGGACUGGCUGGCCACAUAUUUGUCCUAUGCCUACAUGCUUUCUACUUCAGACUCUUAUUAUAAAAUUGUUAAUUUGAAGCAUCUGAAAUGGUGAUCAGUUUUUAGCAUAUUAAAAAAAAAGCUGCCAUGUCAUCAAUAACAUCCUCUUAAGAUAGCUUUAAAUUAGGAAUGUAACUAUAUUUAAUUUACUAAAUUGUAAGAUCAUAUCACAAAUAAAUACUUUGGUUCAAAGAUAUACACACAUUUACUCUGUAGCCAAUGGCCCUUAUUUCUGUAAAGAUUUACUGUCCCACCGAACUCUCACUUGUAGGUUAUGCACAAUUCUUGAUUCUCUACAGAGUGUAUUUUUAAAGUUAUGAGUAAUUUUUUGCAAUGAUUUACUUUCUCAGAAUUAUUCAUUGCUUCUUAUGAUUUAUGUUAUUGGUAGUUUUUUUAAAAAAAAUAUUUUCAAAGAGUUUGCUAAAAUGUUGUUACCUUUUAUUAGAAAUACAUAGAAAUGGCUUUUGCUUCUUUGUGCAUUUUCUCUCUUCUGUAUAUGCUUUUCAUCAACAUGGGCUAUCUCUUUAACCCAUGAUGCCCCAGACUAAUGACAAUAAAGGGACUCCCUGUAGAAAUGUAUUGUGAGGUAGUAUAUAGCUUUUGUGUAAUUUCUAUCAAUGACAUUAAAGUGAAGCAGAUUUAUUCUGUUAAAUUCACAGUAAAGCAAGUAAAACCUCAUAAGCACAAGGCACAGAAGAAUCACCUAGCCUUCACCAUGAGUAACUAUAACAUGCUAAUUUUAUAAUCUAUGAAAUUAUAAUUUUAAACAUUUCCAGUAUAUCUGUCUUAUUAAAAGCAUUUAUCAUAAUCACUAAUUCUAGUUUUAGGGUUGACUUUCUCUUUCUGAAUGGCUUCAUAAAGGUUUAUGUGAAUUUUGAAGACUUAGGGUACUAAUGAUUGCAUCUUUGCUAAUCAACAAAAUAUGAAAUAUAAUAUUCAUUGCUGGCGUCUGAUGUGUCAGUAAGUACAGAAAUAAGUAAGAUACAAAUAACCUUUGCAAACUUUCAAGCUGUGUAAUAUUCCAAUGUUGGGUUUUUUCUUUGUAAUAUAUACUUAAAUCAUGUAGGAUGUUGUAAAAUCAGUAUGACCUUGUCUAGUCUUCAAAGUUAAAAUAAACUUUUGAAAAUCUGGGA